Spirodela intermedia is the source of this 8711-nucleotide messenger RNA. The record is from the annotation of a GenBank genome assembly. Lineage: Eukaryota; Viridiplantae; Streptophyta; Magnoliopsida; Alismatales; Araceae.
AUGGCAGUUCAUGACUCCGUUUACAAGAAUUUAUCUGACGACGACGAUGAAGACGAUCGGCCUAUCAUUUUCAAGAGAACCAGCGCCACGACCAAGCAGAGCCAACUAAACUCUGCACUGAAGAAACCGUCAUCUCAAAAAUCUGAUAGGCCUUCAGCGAAGCUUGCUUCUGAUCGAAGCGCUCCUGGUGAGAAAAGGGAGACUGCCUCAACUCCAAACCCUAUAUCCGGAAGGGCUAGUGCACCAAGUAGAAGCAACAGAGCCGCUUUACCUAGUCAAUUGAAAACCCUGUCAAGCAAUGGCGCAAACAACCUCAAUGGCGGUACUCCAGAUUCUGAGGACCCAGAUGAUGAUAAGCCAUUAAGUAUUAGGCGUUCUUCAACUCUUGCCACUUCUCAGAAAAGCAAAACAUUUAACAAGCUCCAUGGUGAAGCCAAAGAUUCGGAUGAUUCCGAAGAUGAAAAGCCAUUGAGCCUCAGAGUUACUGCUGGUUCUUCUGGCGGUCAAAAACCCAGCAGUAUGAAUGCGAAAAUUGUUCGAAAUCCUUCGGCAGUCGCACCGUCUGUUUCUCAGAAGCCAAAAGCGAACACCGAGGAAGAGUCUGAUGAUUCAGAAGAUGAAAAACCGUUAAUGUCAAGGUUUCAGUCAAAGCCAACCCGACUGAAAGUUGAUUCUGACGAGGAGAAACCUUUGGCCUCUAGGUUUCAGCAGAAUGGUUCUAACAAGAGGCCCCUCGGUAAUGCUGUUAAACCCAGUCAAUCAUCAAAUAAGAAACCAAAACUUUUGGACAACAGUGCUGCAAAAGUUAAGCGUGAAGUUUCUGUGAAGGAGGUGAAGGCUGAAGACGAUGACGAUGAUCAUAUUCCAAUUGCACAGAGAACUAAGAAUUUGGUCUCUAAGGAGAAGCAAUCCUCCACAAAGAAAGUCAUAACAAAGGUGAAGGCCACCUCAUUUAAGAAUGCAAAAGUGACAAAGAAGACGAUGAAAAAUUCUAAGGUAUCUAAGUCAUUCAAGGUGCCACCUGGAUCUGGAGAGGGUCAGAAGUGGACAACCCUUGAGCACAAUGGUGUUAUAUUUCCUCCACCCUACAAACCUCAUGGUGUUAAGAUGCUGUAUAAUGGAAAGCCAGUCGAUUUGUCUCCUGAACAGGAAGAGGUGAUUUUGGGGGUGUUUUAGUCAUUCUCUAGAUCAUUGGUUCUCUAUCACGUUCUUAGUGCUCCUUUCUGUGGUUGCUGAUACAAAAUUUCUAUGUAGAUUAUUCUACUUUCCUUCAAAUUUGGAUUUUCUCCUAUUUUUACCUAAUUUUUUUGUUCGAUUUUUCUGCCACCUAGGUUGCAACAAUGUUUGCAGUGAUGAAGGACACAGAGUAUGCCACGAAAAAGACCUUCAUUGAUAAUUUCAUGAAGGAUUGGAGAACGAUACUUGGUCCAAAUCAUGUCAUUAAGCAGUUUGAGUUGUGUGACUUCACACCAAUCUAUGAAUGGCAUUUGAGGGAGAAGGAAAAGAAAAAGCAGAUGACGGCCGCAGUAAGUAUAUUUCUCCACAGCAAGACUGAUGGAUUGUUCAUUUUAAUUCAUUGGCAGAAUAAUAAUCUCUAUCUAGAUAUUGUGGAAAAUAUUGGGGGAAUAGCAUAUAAAUGGUGUGUUCUUGCUGAUUAUUUUUGAUUGGCAUGUGACUAUGACCAUGACUUUUAAUUCAACAUUCUGUUACUUCGAACAUUUGGAAAUUUGAGUACAGUUAUGUUUUUUAUUCCGUGUUAUAGAAAUCACAAUAAUUUUUCAAGAACAAGAAUUGUUCUAGUUGGCAAAUCUCACCUACCUCCAUGUGACCUCAUGCAAGUGGUAAAAAAUAAUGGAACAAAGUAGACAAAAGGGUUGCGCACUGCCCAGUUCGGUUUUGUCAUUCCUGUUCAAGGCAUUCCUUUUCGUGUACAUGAAAAAUUAUCAUCUUGACUGGCGUUGAAAUUUGUCUGCUUGGUGAUGAGAACCUCAAUUUACCAUUAAGGUGUUGUGUGAUUUGUUUUCCAUUUAGUGCUUCCAUGGAUUGGAUGGAUGGUAUAGCUUUCUGGGAUUGAUUUUAAUCCUACCACAGACAAAUGUCGUAAAAUGCCAUUGAAGUUAGAUAUUUUUCUGGAAUAUCUUGUAACCAAUGAUAAAUUCUGUUUUAUUGGCUUGUGUUCGCUGCAUGGUAUUCCGUGGACUGUUAUUCAUUUAUUUAGUAUUUAUGGACAUUCUAUUGUCUUUUCAGGAAAAAAAGGCAUUGAAAGAAGAGAAAAUGCAGCAAGAAGAGAAAUAUAUGUGGGCUGUUGUUGAUGGUGUGAAGGAAAAGGUUUCUCCUGACCAAGGCUUGGAUAUUUAAAUGUUGACAGUACUGUAUUUCAUCAGUCAUACGAUAUCUAUAGCUGUUUUGACUAUAGUACUGCAUAAGAUGUUGCAAAGUAUGUGUGGGAUUAAAAGAUGUGCAUUCCUUCUUUGAAAUAUAUAGGUGUGCAUAUUAGAUACAUAUAUAUAUAUACCCAAAAAAAGGGGGCGCUGGUGAAAAAACAAUCAUUUUAUUUAGUUUCUUUCUCUCCCUUAGCAGCGGGAAAGGAGUCUUUCUAUCUGCCUAGCUUUGGUAGAUUUCCCCCAACGCAAUCCACAAACUGAAAUUCCACGAAUCCCGUCGGUGGAUAAGCCCGACGACUCAGCAGCAGUGCAGAAUUGAGUUUUACAAUUGGCUAGAUCUCCGUUCAUAGAAUGCCCGUUUCUAUAUCUUUAAGGAUAACAUCCUAAUUUCCCAACUUUUGUGACAGAGGGGGUAAGAUGCAUUUUUGUCACACACACACACACACUUGUAGCAUUGUUUUGGUUUGUACUUUCCCAACUUUCAUGGUGUCCAAUGACAGUUUUUUAAUUUCCCGUGGUAAAUUUCUUAACCGGGUAUUGAAUCUCUUUUUUGCUAAUAGGUGUUGUGUCUGCAUAAUGUGUGCCUCGUAUCUCUUUGUUUAAAAUUUCCUUGCAUUUACCAGCGCUUAAAGGUUGUUCGUUGGUUGCACGAUUUAUACAGAAAAUAUUUUCAAUCCAUGAGUAUAUUUAGAUGCCUUCAUAUUAAAUUAUAUUCUUAUUGACCUCUGUCUCCUCUCAUGUUAAAGUCAUUUUCGUUGCCUUGACCCUGUGAAACCGAGUUACGGAAAGAGUAUGUUAAACUUAUCCUACAACUAAACGGAUCCACAUGCUCCUAAUUUCUCCUCUCUCUUAUUCCCUCUCUCUUUCUGCUUCUUUGUGUCUCUCAUUCUCUCUUUCUGCUUUUUGUUUUAUGCUGUAGAAAGUUGUGUUAGUUUAGUAAAUGAAAAGGCAUUGACUCUGUGGACUUGUAGAGUGCAUUUUACAGUUUUGUUCCCCUGUGUAAAACAUGGGUCAGUUAUUAUCCAUUCUUAUAAUUUUUAUGAUAUCUUCUCAGGUUGGGAAUUUCAGAGUUGAACCACCUGGAUUAUUUCGAGGCCGCGGGGAACAUCCAAAGGUUUUCCUUCCUCUAACCUUAUGCUUAGACAUUUUGGGUGAAUAGUUUGUGAUCCAAUACGUUAGCUAUGGACUGAAAGACGUUAUUGUAGUAUGUAUGCCAUUUGUUCAUCUCGAUUCACUGUGAUUGUACCUUUUCGAACAUAGAUGGGGAAGCUGAAAAGACGCAUUCGCCCAAGCGAUAUAACAAUCAAUAUUGGAAAAUCUGCUCCAAUUCCAGAAUGUCCAAUAGCUGGUGGAAGGUGAAUGGCUUUCCUUGAUAUAAAUUACUUCUUACGAUUUGGCCUGUUUUGCGCUGAAUUAUUGUCUUGUCAGGUGGAAAGAAAUACGGCAUGACAACACUGUGACAUGGUUGGCAUUUUGGAAUGACCCAAUCAAUUCAAAGGAAAUGAAGUACGUCUUCCUGGCUGCCAGUAGCUCUUUGAAGGGUCAAAGUGAUAAAGAAAAGUAUGAGAAAGCUCGGAAGUUAAAGGUGAAUUAGAGUCAACAGUUAAUUUCUUUUGCUUUUAUUCAGUAGCAUAGGGGAAACGUGACCAGUUGAGAAAACCUCCCAGCUACAGUAUCUUAGCUUUUAAAUUCUGUCUUCAGUUGUUUUAAUUGCCAAUUAAUAUCCUAUGAUUCUUGGUUUAGGAUUAUAUCCAUAGCAUUAGGAGAAAUUAUACGAGAGACUUUACAAGUAAAGAUGAUACAAAAAGGCAAAUAGCAGUGGCAACAUACCUUAUUGACAAGCUAGCUCUCAGAGCAGGAAAUGAAAAGGUACAUCCUUAGAGGUUACGAUUUUUAUUUUCUCUCUUGGUCAUAGAUCUUUGCAUUAUUGCCUGCUGUCUAUGCACUUUCUAUUGUGUUGUUGCAUGUUUUUUUUUAAUGAUUUGAUUUUUCUAGUUGGAUACAUUCGUAUGUAUAUUCAGAAACAGGCAAUAUGUCUGCAAGCAGAAUAGUUUGAUGUUUCCUUGUUUUGUAUCACUGAUACAAACCUGGUGAAUAUCAUGGCCGGAUUAUGUGAUGUUCGAUGCAAUUGUAUUUAUUUCAGAUUGCAAUUUGUCUAGAGCUUCUUGGUUCAAGCUGAUGUGAUUCCUAAUGUUGUCUGUUUAAAUCUCAUGUCCCUGGGCAGAGCAUUCUCUAAUUCUCACUUGCUAUUAUAUUUUUCAAGUAGACUUAGGUCAUCCUAUGUUUUACGUUGUUAUCUGGACCAAAUUUCAAGUGUAAACAUGCUUCACGAAUGGGGAUACAAACUUCGAAUUGUAUAGUGGAUACAAUUCUAUUGAUCUGUGCAUAUCGCAUUCUUCUUGCUGCUUACUAACUUUUCUUUUCUAGAUGCUCCUGCAUAUUUUCUCCUUUUUGUUCGGGAGAAACGAUCUGUAGCGUAUGCUCCCCUGCACAUAUUUUUUUCAGUGUUCCCCCUGGUGAGGACCAAGACCCUUUAUCCCACAUAUGGCAAUGAAGAAGAGAGAAAACCAUGGAAACGGGAGUGAAAGAGUGGUAGGGAGGGAGGAGACAAUUACAAUGGGAACAUAUUUUUUUAAGGGUUAAGAUAUACUCACAUCAUCGACCACACUGAGUGCACUAGGUUGAUGCUAUAAAAUGCAUGAGAGGAGACGUUUCUUUAACAUGAGGCUUUUUAUUUAAAUAUGAGGCUUGGUAAACCGUGACACAUGGAAAAUGCUACACAAAACGUAUAUUCCCCUACAAAAGCGGGGACUGUACUUCAUGUGCCAUCACCGUUCUAAGCACUGCAUUCCACACACGUCCACAAUUCAAAGAUUGUGGACAGGUGGAACCAUAUCUCUCUUCCUAUGGGAAAAAGUCCACAUAAUUAAAUUUCAUGGUUGCCUAUUCCAAAGGGUCCAUUUCGGUUUGAUAUUAGACUAAUUCUUUUAGUUCAUAAAAAAACUGUUACUGAUCAUCGUGUCCAUGUGAUAGGUUUUCAUAGUGUUGAGUAUCACCUAUUUGUAGAGUAUCCUGCGUUACUUAAUUGCUUUUCCUUCUCCAUUUAUUCAGGAGGAAGGUGAAGAGGCUGAGACUGUUGGCUGCUGUACUUUGAAAGUGGAAAAUGUCAUGUUGAUCCCUCCAAGUAAGUUACAGGUAAAAUGGAAUGCCUUCGAUGUCUGAACCUUUUUGAGUAUUUCCUUAUCUGUUGUGCUGUGAUUAAACGUUUGUCAUUUCUCCAGUUUGACUUUCUUGGUAAGGAUUCCAUCAGAUACUUUAACACCGUAGAAGUUGAGCCAGCUGUCUACAAAGCAGUUGGAGAUCUUCGGACAAAAAAUCAAAAUGGUACAUGAUUUUCAUAGACUACUAUGCUUCUUACUUGUCUAAAGAUAUCAUUUGUAAACUAUGCACUUUAUUUCUUCAACCCAUUAGUUUCUGUACCAUGACCUGGAAUUUCUUAUUUAUUAGGAAAAAAGAAGGAGGAUGCAGAUUCCCUUUUCCAUAUGCUGGACACCAACAAGCUUAAUGCCCAUCUGAAGGAACUCAUGCCUGGUCUUACUGCAAAGGUUUUCCGCACGUACAAUGCAUCCAUUACGUUGGAUGACAUGGUAAGGUCUAGUGAAAGCAUGCUUUAGUGCUCUCUGAUUCGGACUUUGCAAAAACAAUAGAAGGCAAAAACAUAUCGUUGACUUUAUUAUGCAUAUCCUCCUUUUUUGGUUCUAAAUUAUGUGGAAUUUAACCAGUCUAAUAAUAGCGCACAGCUGGAGACUAAUUGCUGUUCACUUUGCGUUGACUUUAUGGGGGGUACCGAUUCAACAUCUCUGACCCCAGGUUAAUAAGAUAGGGCUUGAUUUCCUCUUACUAUUUCAAUUGCAUCUCUCUGACCUCAGGUUGAUAUUUCUCAGAUUGUCUGGCCCCAGUUUAAUGAGAUUGAAAUAUCUUUUGAGUGUUGAUGUGGUGGGCUUUAUGCAGAUUAGUGUCAGCCUAUUUGACUUUGGUUUAUUGCUUUUCUUGGUCUAUCUUCAUAGAAUAAUGACCUAAAUAACUGAAAUUAGCCUUAAAUUCUAUAAGCUAUAUAAACUCUAAUUUUUUUGUCUGAUGCCCUGUGGCGUUUACACAAUCUUCUCCACCUUUUAGGGUGAGGUUUUGGUGGUUUAUGCCCGCGCCACCAAUGGGGUAGAAAAAGAAUGCGUCUAUCAUAUCGCACCUGCACUUAUAUUUUUCCAUUUCUCACCCAACUUCUUCAGUUCCUGAUGGUAGCAGUCUGCUGGUUAAAUUUCCUGUGCAACAGUUGAAUCAAGAAACCAAGGCUGGGAUCGUGCAAGAGAAGCUUGCUGUUUACCAGCAUGCAAACAAAGAGGUAGAGAUGAAGUUUGCCAUGUCCCAACCAUCGUAUUUCUUGAUUAAGCCUUCUAUUAUUAACCUAUGUGAUCUCUUACUCUGAAUGUAGGUGGCAAUCAUCUGUAACCAUCAAAGGAGUGUUUCCAAGUCCCACGACGCCCAAAUGUCAAGACUGAAUGACAAGUUAGAAGAAUUAAAUGUACCCACCUCUCAGUUUUCUCAUUCUGUUUUUCCUCUUAUCAUAAUAUUUUGUCUCAAUCUCUUUAUAAAAUUUAAUUUAGAACAAAGUUUGUGUACGUAUUUUUGGAAGCCCUUACAGUGGAAUCUCAUAUUUGUAUCCAGACUCAGCGAGAGGAGCUGAAUGCAGAUCUGAGUAGGGCGAGGAAGGGGAAGCCUCCUUUGAAAGACUCAGAGGGGAAGACAAAGAGGAAUUUGUCAUCUGAAGCGUAAUAAUCCCCUUGAUUUGCUUUUCUAGGUGUUAAGUGUUGUCAUGCAUCUGCCUUAUAAAACUGUGAUAAUCCUGCAGGUUGGAGAAGAAGCUGAUGCAGCUAGAUGCGAAGAUAGAAAAGAUAGAAUUAGAUAAAAAACUCAAAGAGGAUUUGAAGACCGUUGCUCUGGGUACAUCAAAGAUUAACUAUCUCGAUCCCAGAAUAUCAGUUGCUUGGUGUAAACGGCAUGAAGUCCCCAUUGAAAAGGUUGAGCCCUUGCUUCUUUCGGUUGUGAUGUUACAUAAUAUUCCCCUCUUUGACCUUUACUGAUGAUCGCUGUGGAUAAUUCUCACAGAUUUCUGAUCACUUUUUGGUUUUUUUUAGUAUUUUAUUCAUUUUCUCACAGUUAUAACAUAUCCUAAUGAAUGUAGUAGUUUCUCUUUAAUCAUGUGCUUACUCUUUCGUUUUGAAACUGUGGGUGAUUUCACUUUAUGAAUAUUUAUGAAGCAUCUUUCCUCAAUGCAUUAUCUCGCGCUUGUUGUAUUCACUUUUUGGGUUUUCAUUUCUGUUCUUCUCCAUUGAAUUCUCUCAAAGUUGUCCUGUGAAAACCAUCAAACAUUAUAAGAACAAGAGUUUUGAGUCCAUUGCUUUCACAAUUAUCAUCUCCCUGCUCUUCUUUUCGGUUUAAGUUUUUAUCUUUGUGAAAAUUUCACGAAAGAAACACUGUAAAGCAUCUUCAUCAACACAUUAGUUCAGAACUUUUAAUCAUUUUUUGGCCUUUAAUGUCUGUUCGUUUCAAAUAAUCGUCUCCAAUUGAUCCCUGCAAUCACUCAGCGAAGAAUGAGUUUUCUGAAUCCAUGGGUUUUACAAUAAUCAGCUGCUCACUCACAAUGAUCAAUCAUGACUGUCAAACUCAAAAAAAUAACAAUAAAUCCUUCUAAUAAUUUUACACAUGAGCGCGGUGGAUCAUCCUCCAUAGCCCAUAAAUUCAGAUUUUUAAUUCACAUUUCGGGUUUCAAUUUAUUCCUUUCAACUGAUUGUAUGUAAUCCAUCACUGUAACUCAUCAUGGAAGAAUAUCGUUUCUGAAUCUAUUUGCUUCUCAUUAAUCAUCUACAAACACUGUAAAGCAUCUUCCUCAACAGAUUAAUUAGGACUUUUAAUCACUUUUUGGCCUUCAAUGUCUGUUCAUUUAUCAAAUAAUCGUCUCCAAUUGAUCCCUGCAAUCACUCGGCGAAGAAUGAGUUUUCUGAAUCCAUGGGCUUUACAAUAAUCAACACUGGUUGUCAAAAUUAUCAAAACUUAACAAUAAAUCCUUCAAAUUGCUUUACACAUGAACGCUGUAAAUCAUCCUCCAUGGCUUUAUCAUUUGCCCUUUUCAACUGAUUGUAUGUAAUCUAUCAUUGUAACUGAUCAUAGAACAUCGUUUCUGAAUAUAUUUGCUUCUCACAGAUAUUCAACAAGUCUCUUCUGGCAAAGUUCGCCUGGGCAAUGGAUGUUGACCCGAGUUUCAGAUUCUGA